This is a messenger RNA of Pseudomassariella vexata, 2168 nucleotides long. RefSeq names its product major facilitator superfamily domain-containing protein. Gene Ontology annotation, cellular component: plasma membrane. The coding region runs from base 428 to 1927 and encodes 499 amino acids. The transcript has 3 exons. Gene Ontology annotation, molecular function: transmembrane transporter activity. Gene Ontology annotation, biological process: transmembrane transport. The record is from RefSeq and is a predicted model, not a curated record. Lineage: Eukaryota; Fungi; Ascomycota; Sordariomycetes; Amphisphaeriales; Pseudomassariaceae.
CUUUACGGGUAGGCAUCAGACUGACAGGCAUCGGGUCAAGCACCCUACAACGGCCAACUUAAAACUGCCGAAACCUUUGAGUGAUCAGUGCCAUCCUUCUUGAUAAUUGCGACAAAUGACAAUCCAUCUUGUACUGGGCCAGCUCUUGGCAGACAAGCGGCGGAGCCACGAGAAACAAUUAUUAAUACAAUCGGCCUUUCUCAGUAUCGAGUCAUCCGUUCUUUUGAUGCACAAUCGGAAAAUCUGUUCCCACGGCAUCGGGUUCUUGUCAAACUCUCUGGCCUCAAUCAUUUCCAAACCUUCCUACCAGCACGUGCUUGCUAAUGCUUGUUCCGUAAACUACUUUCUUGGGGUCAACGUCUAUUUAUUCUAACUAUUACUACUAUUUCUGCAUUAUCCGUGCGCCUGGCGCGGGCCGGAUCGCAAAAUGGCUGAAAUCCUUAGGCCGGUCCCACAGGUAGACCUCAAGAUGGCGGAACAGAGCGACGGUUCCAUGAACAGCUCGAGUGUCGGUGACACGCUGAAGGACGAUUUGGCUCUUGACCGGAGACUUCUUUGGAGGCGGGAUUUGGUACUUGUCCCCAUUAUGGGGAUUCUGUAUACGCUCCUUUUCUUGGACAGAACCAACAUCGCCAAUGCUCGUGCUUUGGGAAUUGGUUCCCCGACUGGUCUCGAAGGGGCACUCCACAUGCCACCCAAUGGAUUUAAUAUCGCCCUCGUAAUUUUUUAUAUCCCGUUCGUUCUCGCCGAAAUCCCAGCAAAUUUAGUCCUCAACUUGAAUAAGAUCAAGCCUAGGUAUUUUCUUGGUGGCCAAAUGUGUCUGUUAGGGAUCCUGGGCAUGUGUCAGGGGCUUGUCCAAAAUUACGGAGGCCUUCUCGCCGUCCGGUUUCUCAUGGGCGCAUUCGAAGCCUCUCUUCCCGCUGGAGCAACCUACAUGAUAUCAACGUAUUACACCAAGCGAGACGCGGCCUUGCGAUUUGCCUGGUUUUUUAAUUUCGCCCUAGCUGGACCGUUCUUCUCUGGUCUGCUUGCAUACGCCAUUCAACGCCUCGAGGGAACCGGGGGCUACCAAGGCUGGCGAUGGUUGUUCAUCAUCGAAGGCUUGAUGACGGUGUUUAUCUCUGUGUUCAUUGUACUCUUUUGUCCAAAUUUCCCCCAUGAGGCCCAGAGCUGGUUCCUGAAACCUCAUGAGCGCGAUCGCAUCGUCAGCCAAUUAGAAGCCUCCCGUGGAGCCGAGACCAAGGGCUCCGCCGUUGACGAUGUGCCUAUCUGGAAGGUCUUGGUGGACUGGCGCAUCCACUUGUUUACCAUGUGUUUCUUCUGUUGCGAUGUGACUGCGGCAUCCGUCUCCGCCUUCUCUCCUACGAUCCUCACGGAAUUGGGCUGGACUUCCACUGUCGCCCAGCUCAUGACGAUGCCUAUCUGGGCUUCUGGCAUCAUCGCCUCGUUUGUCGUCACGUAUAUCUCGAGCCGCGUCAACCUCCGCACCCCCUUCAUUCUCGGCGCCAUCUGCUUCCAGCUGAUCGGCUGGAUUAUAAUGCGAGUCUACGUCCCGCACGCUGGCGUGCGAUACAUGGCCUUGUUCUUCAUGUCCGUCGGGACUUUUCCCCAGAUGCCCAUUCUGAUGGGCUGGCUCUCGGCCAACUUGAGAGGCCGCAAGUAUCUCGCUGUCGGCAUGGCGUGGAUGAUUGGGUUCGGUAACUGUGCCAACUUCAUCUCGUCGAAUGUAUUCAUCAGGGCCGAGGCACCGCGGUACCAGACGGGGUUUACUACGGGUUUGGUAUUCACGGUCGUUGGGUUUUUUCUUGUCAGCUCUGGCUGCGCGUUGCUCGUCGUGAAGAAUCAGAAGAGAGAGACUGCUCGAGCGAGUAUGUCGGAUGCGGAGCGCGAGAGGCAUGACGAGUUGUAUUUCAAAUUUGUGUUGUAGACGAAGCGAAGCUAAUGUUUCUAAUACCCUCCUGGCUAGGUCGGCAAGCGGGCCAGUUCGAAGGAGGUUGGCCAUGUUUUGGUGAACUGUAGAGCGAUGCUUUCUCUAAGAUACCUUGGUUAGCAAAAUAUAUCCUUGCUUUUCGUUGCUGAAUAUGAAUAGUUUGGGCCUCGAUGGAUUGUGCGUCAACCACGAAGUUGGAGACAACAUUACUGCCUCAUGACAUAUCAUCCUCAGCACC